CACGCGCGCCUCGCGUGUGCGACGUGGCCUUCCCCCGCCGCGCGGCUGCCUGUAACGGUCAGCGGGGACCAACGGAAGCCAUGGAUCAAGUGAUGCAGUUUGUGGAGCCCAGCCGCCAGUUUGUGAAGGACUCCAUACGGCUGGUGAAGAGGUGCACCAAGCCCGACAGGAAAGAGUUCCAGAAGAUUGCGAUGGCAACAGCAAUAGGCUUUGCGAUAAUGGGAUUUAUUGGCUUCUUUGUCAAAUUGAUCCAUAUCCCAAUUAACAACAUUAUUGUUGGCGGCUGAACAAUCAUCAGGAAUUCUGGGAUGCUUGCUCCAAAAACU
Nothoprocta perdicaria is the source of this 326-nucleotide messenger RNA. RefSeq names its product Sec61 translocon gamma subunit (gene SEC61G). Gene Ontology annotation, molecular function: transmembrane protein transporter activity. The coding region runs from base 81 to 287 and encodes 68 amino acids. Lineage: Eukaryota; Metazoa; Chordata; Aves; Tinamiformes; Tinamidae. The transcript is spliced from 4 exons. The record is from RefSeq and is a predicted model, not a curated record. Gene Ontology annotation, biological process: post-translational protein targeting to membrane, translocation; protein targeting. Gene Ontology annotation, cellular component: membrane; Ssh1 translocon complex.